ACUUUGGAACAUUGAACGCUACUUCACCGAUUGGCGCUAAGGCAUUAGCCACCUAUGAAAUGCAGACUAAGUGGUUGUCAUUGCUUCAUUAUUUCCGAAGGAACCGGUCAUACUUCAAGGCAGCCAAAUAUUCUGUAUGGACGAAAUUAGCAAUUUCAGGCGGAUUUGUUAGUGUCGGGAUUGUAGGCUUAGCUAUGCCUGUCUAUGCUUCAGAUUUCCAAGCCCAUUCACCAAAGCUACCGUGGCCACACAACGGAAUUAUUUCUAGUUACGACCACGCUGCGAUACGACGGGGUUAUCAAGUGUACAAAGAAGUUUGUAGUGCAUGCCAUAGCUUGAAAUAUCUUAAUUAUCGGCAUCUUGUUAAUGAAGUACUGACAGAAGAAGAGGCUAAAAGAGAUGCAGCUUCGUAUAUGUAUCCUGAUGGACCAAACGAGGAAGGGAAAAUGUUUGAACGACCCGGUCGUUUGAUGGACAUACUCCCUUCUCCAUAUCCCAACUCUCAGGCAGCACGUUUAGCUAAUAAUGGCGCAGAACCUCCGGAUCUAACAUUUAUUACUAAAGCCCGACAUGGUAAUGAAGAUUACAUAUUUCAUCUGCUUACGGGUUAUAUGGAUCCUCCACCAGGUCAUACAGUUCCUGAUGGGCAAUAUUACAACCCGUAUUUCCCUGGUGGCAACAUAAGUAUGGCAAGAGCACUGUAUGAUGAUUUGAUUGAAUAUGCUGAUGGGACACCUGCUACAACUAGCCAGUUGGCGAAAGAUGUUGUUUCUUUUCUCUGUUGGACUUGUGAUCGUAAUCUCGAUGAUCGAAAACGUGUUUUAUUAAAGGCAGUGCUAAUAACAUCAACCCUAGCGGUGAUAAUGGGCAUAUACAAACGAAAACGUUGGUCAGAUAUUAAGUCGAGAAAGAUUGUGUACAAAAAUCGACCAGUACCGAAGGCUAUGUAGUCUUGUUUAUUUCAGUCAAAUCAGCAUCAUGUUCUCCUACUUCCUUCAAUUUGUGCAACUGUAAUAAGCAGAAAACUGAGUCUGUUUAAGGAUGUGUAUCGAUUGUUAGGCUAAUAUAUAUACAUGCCAGCUAGUUAUAUGCAUAGUUAACACAUCUGAUCAAGUCUUCUUGAAGUGUGUUUGCCUAGUUCAAUAUUUGAAAAGAUUUCUAUAAAUGUAGCUUCUUUUUACAAUACUCAGUUGUUCUUUUAUUCUACCUCUAACAGCUAAAACUGUAGGAACUAUGCUAAACGGGAGUGUAAGGUGUUUUGCAUUGUUACAUUUUCCCCCUAGUUUUAAUUAUUAUUAACUAUUAUUCUGAAGACUUUUCACCAUCAACGUUAUUUAACAGUUCUCAAUAAUCUGUUAACCUGUAAGUGUACCAAGAAAUAACUCAGUUGAAGUUGUAGCGGAACAAAGAUGAGUAAUAUCCUUUUG
This is a messenger RNA of Heterobilharzia americana, 1427 nucleotides long. NCBI's taxonomy places the organism in Eukaryota, Metazoa, Platyhelminthes, Trematoda, Strigeidida, Schistosomatidae. The record is from the annotation of a GenBank genome assembly.